AUGAAGACCACCGGUGUUCUCGCCACCCUUGCGGCCCCUGCGCUGGCCGCUUACAAGGGCUUCAACUACGGCGCUCUCGACCUCUCCGGCGCCACGCGCAACCAAGCCUCCUUCGAGACCGAGUUCAACGUCGCAAAGAACCUUGCCGGUACCAACGGCGCGUUUACUUCUGCACGCCUGUAUACUUCGCUGCAGGGCACCUCCACCGCGCCCAUCGAGGCCAUUGCCGCGGCUGUCAACACCGAGACUUCGCUGCUGUUGGGAAUCUGGAUCUCUGGCAACCCGAAUGUGGACAAUGAGGUCAACGCCAUCAAGGCCGCGAUCGACGCCCACGGCAGCGCUUUCACCGACCUGGUCGCUGGUAUCUCCGUUGGCAACGAGGAUGUCUACCGCAUCACCGACUUGGGUAUCGCGUCGAACGCUGGGCCCGGUGUGACUCCGCAGGGCGUCGCCGACUAUGUGAACCAGGUGCGCAGCGGGCUGGCUGGCACCGCGCUGGAGGGCAAGCCGAUCGGGCACGUCGAUACGUACAACACUUUCUCCAACAGCAGUGGCUGGAUGGCGCCUGUCAUUGAGGCGGUCGAUUUCAUCGGCAUGAACGGCUUCCCUUACUUCGAGGACACGAAGCCCAACGGUAUCGAGAACGGCAAUGCGACGUUCUGGGGCGACUAUGAUGCUGUUGUCGGCCAGGCGGGCGAUAAGGAGAUCUGGGUGACCGAGACCGGGUGGCCGAGCUCUGGUCCUCAAUCUGGCGCAGCGACUCCCAGCGUGGCCAACGCCGAGACCUACUUCGGUGAGGUGUACUGCUCGCUCGUCGCCCGAGGCAUCAAUGUUUGGUGGUAUACGCUGGAGGACAGCACCGCGGAUGCGAGCGUGCCGAGCUUCGGUGUUGCUGAGGGAGGGUCCCCCAAGUAUGACCUGUCUUGCUAG
This is a messenger RNA of Cyphellophora europaea CBS 101466, 930 nucleotides long. RefSeq lists its product as uncharacterized. NCBI's taxonomy places the organism in Eukaryota, Fungi, Ascomycota, Eurotiomycetes, Chaetothyriales, Cyphellophoraceae. Gene Ontology annotation, biological process: carbohydrate metabolic process; cell wall organization. Gene Ontology annotation, cellular component: extracellular region; fungal-type cell wall; cell surface. The transcript is spliced from 3 exons. Bases 1 to 930 code for a protein of 309 amino acids. The record is from RefSeq and is a predicted model, not a curated record. Gene Ontology annotation, molecular function: 1,3-beta-glucanosyltransferase activity; glucan endo-1,3-beta-D-glucosidase activity.